AAAUUUAAAUAAAGUCUAGCAUAAACAGCUGUUGACUUUUUGGCUGGUGACACAAGCAGCAAUUAGACAUUAGUUCGUCAAUUAAACCGCAUUAAAAACAUAGAAAUCAACAUGAACAAUUUGUCGGAUACCCCUGUACCGGAUCCUGGCUCUGGUGCUGAUAAAAAAGAAGCCAAACAAUCAAGUGCUUUAAAGAAAACCAGCCGCUAUCGUAGUCGUUCAUUGUCUGCUUCAUCCACCGAUUCAUUUUCAUCUGCCUCCUACACAGGCAGCAGUUCGGAUGAUGGUGAUGAUGUACCACCACGAGAAAAAGUCCAAAAGAACUCUAAAGGUUGUUCUGAUUUUUGUGUACGUAACAUUAAUCAAAAUGCCUUUGGCCGGCGUGAAAUUGAAAUUGCCGAACAGGAGAUGCCCGGCAUAAUGGCAUUGAGAAAACGUGCUGCCGACGAUAAGCCGCUAAAGGAUGCAAAAAUUGUUGGUUGCACUCAUAUUAAUGCCCAGACGGCGGUCUUAAUUGAGACAUUGAUUGAUUUGGGUGCAUCGGUGCGUUGGGCUGCAUGUAAUAUUUAUUCAACACAGAACGAAGUUGCUGCCGCCUUAGCCGAAGCUAACAUUCCAAUUUUCGCCUGGCGUGGCGAAACUGAAGAGGAUUUCUGGUGGUGCAUUGAUCGUUGUGUUAAUGCCGAAAACUGGCAACCUAAUAUGAUACUAGACGAUGGUGGCGAUGCCACACACUUAAUGUUGAAAAAAUAUCCAACCAUGUUUAAAUUGGUUAAAGGUAUUGUGGAGGAAAGUGUUACCGGUGUGCAUCGCCUCUAUCAGCUGUCGAAGGCGGGCAAACUAACCGUACCAGCUAUGAAUGUUAACGAUUCGGUAACAAAAACUAAAUUUGAUAAUCUUUAUAGUUGCAAAGAGUCCAUAUUGGACAGUUUGAAACGUUCGACAGAUGUGAUGUUUGGUGGCAAACAGGUGGUUGUCUGUGGCUAUGGUGAUGUGGGCAAAGGUUGUGCUCAAGCUUUAAAGGGUCAAGGUUGUAUUGUUUAUAUAACUGAAAUAGAUCCUAUAUGUGCUUUACAGGCCAGUAUGGAUGGUUUUCGGGUGGUGAAACUUAAUGAGGUAAUACGCAAUGUUGACAUUGUCGUCACUGCCACUGGCAAUAAGAAUGUAGUGGUGCGUGAGCAUAUGGAUAAAAUGAAAAAUGGUUGUAUUAUUUGUAAUAUGGGCCAUUCGAAUACGGAAAUCGAUGUAAAUAGUUUACGUACUCCGGAUUUGACCUGGGAAAAGGUACGCUCCCAAGUUGAUCAUAUUAUAUGGCCCGAAGGGAAAUAUAUUAUUUUAUUGGCCGAGGGACGUUUGGUCAAUCUUUCCUGUUCCAGUAUACCAUCAUUUGCUGUGUCAAUUACAUCUGCCACCCAAGCUUUAGCUUUAAUUGAACUCUUCAAUGCACCUCCCGGACGCUAUAAGUCCGAUGUUUAUUUGUUGCCCAAGAAAAUGGAUGAAUAUGUAGCCAGUUUACAUUUACCCACAUUCGAUGCUCAUUUAACCGAGUUAACCGAUGAGCAGGCUAAAUAUAUGGGUCUAAAUAAGGCGGGUCCCUUUAAGCCCAAUUAUUAUCGUUAUUAAAACAACAGUUGGUAAAAGUGUAGUGAUUAGAGGACGAAAGAAAAGAAAAUAAAAUGGUUAAGCACCGGCGCACAGGCUUAUAAAAAGGGCACUUUUUAAACAAGAAAACAAUAAAAUAAACUAUUUACCACUGCAGACGACACUAGACAAUGAAAAAAAUAUAUAACAAACAAAUAAACUUCUACUACUACAUACUGAUUAAAUCAUGAACAUGUAAGAAUUUAAUAAUAUUAUUGUAUUAUUUCAUAAAAACCAAACCAACCAA
Lucilia cuprina (Australian sheep blowfly) is the source of this 1888-nucleotide messenger RNA. RefSeq names its product adenosylhomocysteinase-like 1 (gene AhcyL1). The coding region runs from base 112 to 1623 and encodes 503 amino acids. The record is from RefSeq and is a predicted model, not a curated record. Gene Ontology annotation, cellular component: cytosol. Gene Ontology annotation, biological process: L-methionine cycle. The transcript has 2 exons. NCBI's taxonomy places the organism in Eukaryota, Metazoa, Arthropoda, Insecta, Diptera, Calliphoridae.